CCGUGUCAUAUGAUAAGUGUUUUUGAACAAGUAGUAGGAGGGGAAGUAGAGCACUUUCUAAUGUAGUUAGUUACCAUAUUUCCAAACAGCACAGAAACAGUUUCCCAUUGCCUCAUCGUGUGAGAGAAAAACAAGGUGUUGAAUUUGAGAAAGUCAUUCGGACUUUCAGACUAUGGCAGGCGGAUCGGUAUCGGAGUGCAAGGAAUACUUGUUUAAAGUCCUUGUCAUCGGAGAGUUAGGUGUGGGGAAAACCAGCAUCAUCAAAAGAUACGUCCAUCAGUUAUUCUCCCAACACUACAGAGCGACUAUUGGGGUCGAUUUUGCGCUCAAAGUUAUCAACUGGGACAGCAACACGCUGGUGAGGUUACAACUAUGGGAUAUCGCAGGUCAGGAGCGAUUCGGYAACAUGACGCGGGUGUACUACAAGGAGGCGGUGGGGGCAUUCGUGGUGUUUGACGUGACGAGGGGCUCCACUUUCGAGGCAGUGUCCAAAUGGAAGCACGACUUGGACAGCAAGGUGAAACUGGCCAAUGGGAYCCCUAUACCCUCGGUGCUGCUUGCCAAUAAGUGUGACCAGAAGAAAGAGAGCUCCAAAAACACUUCCCUCAUGGACAACUUCUGUAAAGAGACUGGCUUCCUGGGCUGGUUCGAGACCUCGGCCAUGGACAACAUCAACGUGGACGAGGCAGCUCGGUUCCUGGUGGAGAACAUCCUGCUGAACGACAAGGGCCUSCCAUACGAGGAGAGCAACGGAGACCCCAUCAAGCUCGACCAGGAGACAGUGGCUGCUGAGAUCAAGCCAGGCUGCUGCUAGCUCUGCAUCCACCUUCCCCCCUCCUCCCACUGGAUCAAUCAARCAAAUGUAUUUAUAAAGCCCUUUUUACAUCUGCCGAUGUCACAA
Messenger RNA from Salvelinus sp. IW2-2015, 901 nucleotides. RefSeq names its product ras-related protein Rab-32-like. The record is from RefSeq and is a predicted model, not a curated record. Gene Ontology annotation, biological process: phagosome-lysosome fusion; endosome to lysosome transport. Gene Ontology annotation, molecular function: GTP binding; GTPase activity. Gene Ontology annotation, cellular component: lysosome; late endosome; phagocytic vesicle. NCBI's taxonomy places the organism in Eukaryota, Metazoa, Chordata, Actinopteri, Salmoniformes, Salmonidae.